Molecule: messenger RNA, 4434 nt
Organism: Closterium sp. NIES-65
Lineage: Eukaryota; Viridiplantae; Streptophyta; Zygnematophyceae; Desmidiales; Closteriaceae
Source: the annotation of a GenBank genome assembly
AUGUCCGGUAUUCUAAUCUCGCUCGACCCUGACCUCGCGCUGCUAUUUCUGCGAACCUUCUGGAAGACGAUGCGACGGGAAUGGGGAGGAAUCGACUACCAUCGCCUGGAUAAAUUCUAUAUGCUCGUCCGCCUGGUCAUGCGAAACAUUCUCGAGUAUCUGGAGAAACGGGAGUGGGAGGAAGAGGUGGUUUCGGAUCUUGCUGCGUGCGUCAUGCAACAGGGGCUUCUUGCUAAGGACAAGUAUCGGGCUAUCGGUCUCGAACUGCAUUUACUGGAUAUUUUCAACGAGCUCUUUAAAAAGUCUGGAGGGGGUGACGUCAGAGUGGUGAAGGCUGUUCUGCAAUUUUCGAAGCCAGUGGUGGGUGUGAUUCAAACGAAGGAGGACGGACGAUUGCACAAGCGGGCACUGAGUUCCGUGUUUUCGGGGCUGGCGGAAUAUCUACGCAACGAAGCGAAGGCAAACGCGAGCGAAGCUUCGUACGUCGCUGCGCUUCAAGAGGCGGCGGCCGAGAUGUCCGCUGAUAUCAAAGCAGCGCACGGCACGGCGAAAGGGAAAAAGAAAAGCAUGCUUCGGAAAGGACAGGCGAUUUUCACGGCGCUGAUAAACGAAUUGUCUGGGAGUGAUCCUGCUGAAGAAGGGGAAAAUGGGGAAGAGGAAGAUGGAGAUGAUAUGCAGGGUUUAGAAGAAGACGGCGCUGCUGGCGGAAAGGACGACCCUGGUGAUGGUGAGGGAGAAGAGAUGGAAGAAGGGGAAGAGGAGGAGGGAGAAGCAGGGGGACAGGGUUCAGGGGAGGGUUCAGGGGACGAGGAGGAUGGGGAAGAGGAGGACGGGGAAGCGGAGGGCGGGGAAGAGGAGGACGGAGAAGAGGAGGAUGGGGAAGAGGAGGACGCGGAAGAGGAGGACGCGGAAGCGGAGGACGCGGAAGCGGAGGAUGGGGAAGAGGAGGAUGGGGAAGAGGAGGACGGGGAAGCUAAUGCGGAGCAGCAGAAUGGCGUGAAGGAGGAAGUUUGUGGUGGGGAGCAUGAUGACGAGAAAGCAGAAGCUGCUGAAGUGAAACUUAGUGAGCAAUCAGGAAAGAAACAGCACGGGGAGAAGCAGCAGGACUCAACCGCCAAGCGCAAGAGGCAGCAGCAGCAGCAGCAGCAGGAGCCACAGCAGGGCAGUGGUCCGGGCAAGAAACGCAAGGGAAAGAAGGAUGCCGUGGCAAAGGGAGCAGAGAGUGCCGAGAGGAAGGAGCAGCAGACGGUGCAGGGACAAGCAGCCGUAGACUCGUCAUCAUCAGCAGCUGCAGACCCUAUCCCCACUGCUGCAACAGCUACCCUACGAUCAGUGCUGGUGCACCCGCAUCUGUCAAUAAACGCCAAGACUGAAGGACCGGGCGGCGGCGGAGCGGCAGACGAAGAGGAAGCAGACGGGUUCCGAACGCCAGAGAAGGACAUCAUAGACGCCUUCUCGCACUUUGAUUUCCCCCAGGAUCUUGCCACAGGUGCUGGGAGCGUGGGUGCUCGGAUCAUGGCUGCAGGCGAAUCCGCCGCUGCUGCUGCCGCAGCAGGAAGCGAGGCAGGAGGUCCGGUGACCCGAUCCAAGGACGGGAGAACAGACGCCGAAGCAGUCGGCGUGCAGUCAGCUCCGGCGGGCAAGGCCGGUGGCGCUGCAGGCAGGCGGAAGAAAAAGGUGAAAUUCGUUCUAAGCCGCAAUCUGGAGAUGGCAAAGGGAGGUCCGGUGCCCCCUCCUGCUGUGCGCACACCACCUGCUUCCCGCCCCAAAGGCAGUGCACUCAAGCCCGGGACUAAGCCGGGGCCAAUCAACAUGCGCAUGCUCAUGGCUACUGCAGACACGAGCCCCUCGCAGAUGACUGCCUCUGGGCGGAAGAAGGUGGAUAAAGCUGCCCGCUCGCCUGCCAAGUCCCCUUCUGCUGUGUCGCUGCGCCUGGUUAAUUUCCUGAAUUGCCCACGCUCUCCCACGUUAACCACACAUCCCCUCGUCGCAAUUGCUAGUAGUAAACAUACCGCGCUUCAGAUCGUCACCCGCGCUCCCCUCAUCACCCUCGUCGACCCACACCGAUCCUCGCCGCCCUCACCUCCCUUGGUCACCGACAUUCCCUCUCGUCGCUCGCACUUCCCCUCAUCACCCGUGCCGACCCUCGCCGCCCUCGCCUCCCCUCGUCGCCCGCACGUCCCGUCGUCGGGCUUGCCUCCCAGUCACUCGCGCUUCCCCUCGUCAUCCGCGUUUUCUUCCGCUCUUCCCCUCUCCCCAUCUCACCAUCUCCAGCCCAUCCUUCCUCCCUCAUUCCUUCCGAAGGGGUGGGACAGAUGGGGAGGAACAGAUGGGGAGAAACAGAGGUGGUCGCUUCCGCCACCACAAUCGAACAGCGUUUUGAUUCCCUCUCUGCUCCCCACCAUCCUCCCCCCAGCUCUCUCCCCGGCAUCUGCCCCCGUUACCCCCAUCCUCUUCCCUGUUUCCCCGUAUCCCCUGCCGUGCUUCCCCCCAUCCUAUCCCCUCUUACCCCGUAUCCCCUGCCCUGCUUCCCCCCAUCCCCUGCCCUGCCUUCCCCCAUCCCCUUCCCUGCUUCCCCCCAUCCCCUUCCCUACUUCCCCCCAUCCCCUUCCCUGCUUCCCCUCAUCCCCUUCCCUGCUUCCCCUCGUCCCCUCCCCUGCUUUCCCCCAUCCCCUUCCCUGCUUCCCUCCAUCCCCUUCCCUGCUUUCCCCCAUCCCCUGCCCUGCUUCCCCCCAUCCCCCUCCCUGCUUCCCCCCAUCCCCUUCCCUGCUUCCCCCCUUCCCUUUCCCUGCUUCACCCCAUCCCCUCCCCUGCUUCCCCCCAUCCCGUCCCGUGCUUCCCCCCAUCCCCUUCCCUGCUUCCCCCCAUCCCCUUCCCUGCUUCACCCCAUCCCCUUCCCUGCUUCCCCCCAUCCCCUUCCCUGCUUCCCCCCAUCCCCUUCCCUGCUUCACCCCAUCCCCUUCCCUGCUUCCCCCCAUCCCCUCCCCUGCUUCCCCCCAUCCCCCUCCCUGUUUCCCCCCAUCCCCUUCCCUUCUUCCCCCCAUCCCCUCCCCUGCUUCCUCCCAUCCCCUUCCCUGCUUCACCCCAUCCCCUUCCCUGCUUCCCCCCAUCCCCUUCCCUGCUUCCCCUAGUCCCCUCCCCUGCUUUCCCCCAUCCCCUUCCCUGCUUCCCUCCAUCCCCUUCCCUGCUUCCCCCCAUCCCCUGCCCUGCUUCCCCCCAUCCCCCUCCCUGCUUCCCCCCAUCCCCUUCCCUGCUUCCCCCCUUCCCUUUCCCUGCUUCACCCCAUCCCCUCCCCUGCUUCCCCGCAUCCCGUCCCGUGCUUCCCCCCAUCCCCUUCCCUGCUUCCCCCCAUCCCCUUCCCUGCUUCACCCCAUCCCCUUCCCUGCUUCCCCCCAUCCCCCUCCCUGUUUCCCCCCAUCCCCUUCCCUUCUUCCCCCCAUCCCCUCCCCUGCUUCCUCCCAUCCCCUUCCCUGCUUCACCCCAUCCCCUUCCCUGCUUCCCCCCAUCCCCUUCCCUGCUUCCCCUCGUCCCCUCCCCUGCUUUCCCCCAUCCCCUUCCCUGCUUCCCUCCAUCCCCUUCCCUGCUUCCCCCCAUCCCCUGCCCUGCUUCCCCCCAUCCCCCUCCCUGCUUCCCCCCAUCCCCUUCCCUGCUUCCCCCCUUCCCUUUCCCUGCUUCACCCCAUCCCCUCCCCUGCUUCCCCGCAUCCCGUCCCGUGCUUCCCCCCAUCCCCUUCCCUGCUUCCCCCCAUCCCCUUCCCUGCUUCACCCCAUCCCCUUCCCUGCUUCCCCCCAUCCCCCUCCCUGUUUCCCCCCAUCCCCUUCCCUUCUUCCCCCCAUCCCCUCCCCUGCUUCCUCCCAUCCCCUUCCCUGCUUCACCCCAUCCCCUCCCCUGCUUCCCCCCAUCCCGUCCCGUGCUUCCCCCCAUCCCCUUCCCUGCUUCCCCCCAUCCCCUUCCCUGCUUCACCCCAUCCCCUUCCCUGCUUCCCCCCAUCCCCUUCCCUGCUUCCCCCCAUCCCCUUCCCUCCUUCCCCCCCUGCUGCCUCCCAUCACUCUCAUUCUCCUUCCUCCCGCACUCACACCUCUCAGUCCUCUUGCACUCUCUCUCUCCGUCCUCUCGCACUCGCACUCUCCUCACCACCACCCUCAGCCCUCCUUCCCCUCACACCCACCCAUGUUCCCACCUGCCCUCCCCAUCCCUGCCUUUCCCUCCCUGCCCUGCCCUUCCCUUCUCCAUCCCUUCUCAAGCCUUCCCUUUCAUGUCAUGCCCUCACCUUCCCCCUCAUCUUCCGCCCUCCAUGGUCAAGCAGAGGAGCAAGAGCAUAGGGCGCAGAGCAUUGGGCGCAGAGCAUGGGGCGCAGAGCAUGGGGCGCAGAGCAUAGGGCGCAGAGCAUUGGGCGCAGAGCAUAGGGCGCAGAGCAUGGGGCGCAGUGCAUAG